This is a messenger RNA of Osmia lignaria (orchard mason bee), 3652 nucleotides long. Its product is annotated as macoilin-1. Gene Ontology annotation, biological process: neuronal signal transduction. NCBI's taxonomy places the organism in Eukaryota, Metazoa, Arthropoda, Insecta, Hymenoptera, Megachilidae. Gene Ontology annotation, cellular component: rough endoplasmic reticulum membrane. The record is from RefSeq and is a predicted model, not a curated record.
ACGAAUGACAACAAAAGAGACUGAUAGAAGUCGCGCGCGAGACAGUGGAUUUUUUCACGACUUCACUGAAGAAUUGCAGUUUUUUCGGUUCUGUUGCUUGCCGCGAAUAACGUUUACUUGGUCGUGGUGAAAGUGUCAAGGAAUAUGAAGAGAAGAAAUGUCGAGUGCGGUAAGCUUCGGAGGCCCUUGAAACGCAACAAGCUCACCGAGGGAAUCUACGGAAGUACUUUGCUUUAUCUAAAAUUUCUUCUGCUAUGGGCCAUGGUAAUUUUGGCAGACUUCAUUUUAGAAUUCCGUUUUGAAUUUUUGUGGCCAUUUUGGCUACUUCUAAGAAGCGUUUACGAUUCUUUUAAAUAUCAAGGCUUGGCCUUCUCUGUGUUUUUUAUUUGUAUCGCACUUACAUCAGAUAUGAUUUGCUUCUUUUUCAUACCAGUACAUUGGUUGUUUUUUGCUGCCAGCACUUAUGUUUGGGUACAAUAUGUUUGGCACACAGAUAAAGGUGUGUGCCUACCAACUGUGAUGCUAUGGUUACUAUUUCUAUAUAUAGAAGCAGCAGUUCGAUUAAGAGAUUUACGACAUAUGCCUUUUCAUUUGGAUCUCUGUCGGCCGUUUGCAGCGCAUUGCAUCGGUUAUCCUGUAGUUACAUUAGGUUUUGGUUUUAAAAGCUACAUUGGCUACAGAAUGAGACAGAGAAAACAGAAAGAUGUAGCAAAAGAAAACGAAUUCUAUCUACAAUUGUUGCAGCAAGCACUGCCUUUAGAGCAACAAACCUCUACUACGAUGCAACCGAUUCAGCAAGUUCAAUCGCAAACACAUAUUACUACAUCGUUAGAACAACACGUUAAAACACAGUCUAAUAAAUUAAAUUCGCAGUGCAAUCCAAGCCCUGAAAAAAGUAGAGGUAGAAACAACAAUAAUUCUGUGGAAACAGGUGUACAAAAUGGUAAUUUACAUAUAGGUUCACAAAUUACACCGCAGAACCAAAAUGUUACGACAAAAAAUAAUCACAGAAAGUCGUUAGAUAAAGGUGAAAAACAAGAGGAACAACAUAAUAAGCAUAAUGUAACAAAUGUGUCUCAAUCAGAGAAAAAUGAUAGAAGGUUUAUACAUACAAAUGGAAAUACAAUUGCUCAGAGUGAUAUACAGUUCAUUGAAAGAAUCGGAUCAGUAAAUGAUUUUGAUGCGAACGAAGUAGAAAAAGACAAAUUCAUUAAGAGUGGAAGUUGCGGACACGCUACAAUGAAAUCACAGACCAAUGGUUCGGUAGCUGGAAAGUGGAACAAUAUAAAGGAGAAUCGGGAACCGUCGUCCACUGUUAAUACGCAACGAGAACGUAAAACUCGACAGAUGAAAUCUACGGUCGAUAACAUAACUGAACAACAAAAACAGCAAGAUGAUUAUUGUCAAAGGUUACUGAUGUGUCGCAGGCUCGAGGCAGACAUAAAACGUUUGAAAUCGGAUCUACAAUCCAGUCGACAAUUAGAACAGGAACUUCGUUCUCAGAUAAAUACUUUACAAAAUGGGGAACGUCAAGCUAAGGGUGAUAUACAGCAGCUUCAACAUGAUAACGAUCAGUUACAAAGCAAGUUACACGGAUUGGUAACAGCUCGUCAAUUAGAUAAACAAACAAUGUCCUCGUUGGAGAAACGUAUCGCAGAAGAACGGAAACAACGUACCGCUUGCGAAGCGUCUUUAGUUUCCGAAAGACGGGCGCGAAGGGCAGCGGAAGAAGCACGUUCUGCGAUUCCACCACCUCCACCGCCACUAAUUAGACAAGAAUGUACAGAUACGUGUAAAACUCGGAGAUCACAAAUGGAACAAGAUCUCAAGAAUCUGCGACGAGAGCUUAAAACGAAAGAUGAAAGGUGUAUCGUGCUAGAAAAAGAUGUAACUCGUUGUAAAGAAAAUCAUAAAGAAUCGGAAAUUUUACUUGGCGCACUUAACGUGCUACAAGAUAAAACUGCUCAUUUAGAAGACAGUUUAAGUGCAGAAACGCGAAUAAAACUCGAUUUAUUCUCUGCACUUGGCGAAGCUAAGCGACAAUUAGAAAUAAGAGAAAGUUUAAUUAGAUCUCAAGAGAAGGAAAUUGAAAUGCUAAAAACAAAAAUAGCCCAAGAUUUAGCUGUGAUGCCACAAGAUACAUUUGGACCUGCGCCAACCUGUGCGACAUCUAAACUUCGGUUAAGUAACGAAGUACGAGUUACAGGUACAAAAAUACGUUCAAACGAAAGUCCCUGUCCAGGGUGUACAGUGUCGAACUUGGAUCCAAAUGCGACAGCAUAUACACCUAAGAAUUCCUUAAUAGCAUCUACCGAAGCUUGAACAACUACAAUUGUGGCCACAUUAAGGCUUUACAAAAAUUCGGUAUAUAUUACAUGAACAUGUUUCAGUCUGUUUCUCAAUGGAAGUUGAAAUACCACUUUUAAUAUUACAUAUUACUUUGUUACAACACAAAUUUUGCGAUUAUAAAAUGCUUAGAACUUAUAAUUUGGUUCUCUCAAAAUUUAAUUUUAAUACUUGUGUAUAUUUCUGUUUUCUUUUGCUGCAAAAAUAAGUUUAACAAGAAAGAUCGUUUGUAAGGUCUUCCAUGAGAGGCUUCUAGAAACAUGUUUUACAUUGUACUUGUCACGUGAAGUAAUACAACGUUAUUAACUACGUAUAACCCUGGGACGUGAUUAACAUUGAGUUUAAGAGUAUUUCAUAGUUAGUUACGUUCCAUUAAACAUGCUGUAGGUUGAUCUAACAGAUAUCUUCUUUAACGUGUUGGCGUUUUUUGUUAAAAAAUAUUAGGACAACAAACUGAAGUGAACAAUGACGUGCAUAAUAUACUUGUUAUCAAUAAUUAAGUUUUAAAUUAAAUUUAAUACUUCUAUAUAGAUUGUAAUGUGAUAAAUAACAUUCGGUAUCACUAAAUGUGAUUUAUAAAGAAAAAAAGAAAUGUGUAAUUAACUGAAACUAUACAUAUAUUUUACUAAUUUUUUAUAAUGUUCGAUGUACAUGAAUUUUCACAACACAAUCUUUACACAUACAACAAGUGAAAUAAUGUACAUUGGAACAAUAAGUGAGUAGCAGCAUAUCUAUUAUUAAUUAGAAAGGUUAAAAAUCAAAGAUUUUAAUCUGUACGCGAUCCUCCUACAGCAUACGCCUAAAUCUAUUGACGACUUGCUAUGGAGAAAAAGAAAUCUUAUUCAAGUCGUAAUCCGAAGCUAGUCCAGCAUACAAACUGUAUUUAAUGUCUUUGGCAAAUGAAGCCAAUUUAAGUCAUGUGAUCAUCCAAAACCAGCCAUUAAUAUACAUUGAAAAACCUGCCGUUCAUCAUUCGAAAUGAUUGAUGUGAAUGUCAAGACGCCAAAUUCAUUUUAAAUGUUCAUUAUUGCAUCAAUACUCUCUCUUUCUCUCUCUCACACACAUACACACACACACACACACACACACUCUCUCUCUCUUUCAUUUCUCUACGUUUUUUAUAUUUUUAAAUGUCUUUAAUGUUUUUUAGUUUCGUAAUUCAAUUGUGUAUUGGCUUUCGAACGGUAUGAAAUAAGUGUUAAUAUUUCGUAAUAGUUUUUCAAACAUGUACAGUGUUUAAUAUGAUGAUAGAUAGAAAAUUGUAGAAAUUUUAAGUUAGAUGUAUUAAUUGGUAAAAAAAGAAAAA